AUGCUUCUCUUCCUUUACACACUCCUCCUUUUCCAUUACCUUCAGACAAAGGUAAACACACUUUGCCGAAUGAUGGGAGACCCCAAGCACCCACUGCUUUCCAAGGAUGGAGAAGUAACUAUUGGAGGAAUUUUUGCAGUCCACAGUAAACUAACAUUAUCUUCAUUUGAGUUUACAGAAAAACCUCAGCCUCUAUCAUGCUCCAGUGUAAAUCUAAGAGAUUUCCGGAUGGCCCAGAUUAUGAUUUUUGCCAUUGAGGAAAUUAACAGAAGUGAAAGUUUGCUCCCAAAUGUAUCUAUUGGCUACCAAAUUUAUGAUAACUGUGGUUCAAGACUGUUUUCUAUGAAUUCAACUAUGGCACUGAUGAAUGGUCAGGAGUUUGCAGCAGAGGACAGAUGCAAUGGACAAUCACUUAUUCAUGCUAUCAUAGGAGAAUCAGAGUCUUCAGCCACAGUAAUUCUGUCCAGAACCACAGGAUCUUUUAAAAUUCCAGUGAUAAGUCAGUCAGCCACAUGUGACUGUCUCAGUAAUAGGAAAGAUUACCCUUCUUUCUUCAGGACUAUUGCUAGUGAUUACCACCAGAGCAGAGCACUUGCAUAUAUGGUCAAGCACUUUGGCUGGUUUUGGGUGGGAGCUGUGAACACUGACAAUGAUUAUGGAAACUAUGGAAUGAACAUAUUCCUCAAUACAGCCCAGGAGGAGGGGAUUUGUGUGGAGUACUCUGUGAAAUUCUACCGAACAGAGACUGAAAAACUUAAAAAAGUGGUAGACAUAAUAAAACAAGGCACUGCAAAAGUUAUUGUAGCAUUUCUUACCAGUUUUGAGAUGAACAGUCUAUUUGAGCAGUUAAGUAUUCAGAACAUUACAGGCCUACAAAUGAUUGGUGUGGAAGCAUGGAUAACUGCAAAGAGUUUGAUCACUCCAAAGAGUUUUCGAUUUUUGGGAGGGUCACUGGGGUUUGCAGUGAGAAAAAUCAAUGUUGAAGGGUUUUCAGAUUAUGUCAUAAAAGAAUUCUGGGACACAGCUUUUCCAUGUUCACAAACUGAGAGAAAUUCUUUUCAAUAUGCACUAAAUUGCAGUGGAUAUCAGGAUCUACUUCCAGUGAAAAACUAUAAUGAAGAUGUGCCAGAACAAAGAUAUGCUAGCAACGUCUAUAAAGCAGUUUAUGCUGUGGCUCAUUCAGUACACAGUCUACUCAAAUGCAGAGAACAAGAAGGUUGUGACAAAGGCCUGACAAUACAACCACAGCAGGUGGUUGAGGCUCUGAAAAAAAUAAAUUUUACAGUAAAGUUUGGAGAUCAUGUGUGGUUUGACAGCACUGGUGGUGCAGUGGCCCAGUAUGAAAUUGUGAACUGGCAGCAGGACUCUGAUGGAUCAAUCCAGUUUAAACCAGUGGGAUACUAUGAUGCCUCACUGCCCCCUGAUCAGCGCUUUGUGCUCAACACUGAAAACAUAAUCUGGGCUGGAGCACAGCUGGGGUUGAUUCACAGAGUUGACUCACUUUAUAUCUUUAAAGGAAGACCUGUCUGCUGUUAUGACUGUAUUCCAUGUGCAGAAGGAGAAAUCAGUAAUGAGACAGAUUCAAAUAACUGCAGGCAGUGUCCAGGGGAAUACUGGUCUAAUGCUCAGAAAAAUAAAUGUAUAUUAAAGGCUGUAGAAUUUCUGUCAUUCACAGACGUUAUGAGUAUUGUGCUAGUCUUUUUCUCACUGUUUGGAGCAGGAUUAACUGUGCUGGUAGCCAUCCUGUUUUACAUCAAGAAGGACACCCCCAUAGUAAAAGCAAACAACUCAGAGCUGAGCUUCCUGCUGCUCUUCUCAUUGACUCUUUGUUUCCUCUGUUCACUUACUUUCAUUGGUCGACCCACUGAGUGGUCCUGUAUGUUGCGUCACACAGCAUUUGGAAUCACCUUUGUCCUCUGUAUCUCAUGUGUUCUGGGGAAAACAAUAGUGGUGUUAAUGGCCUUCAAGGCUACACUUCCAGGAAGUAAUGUCAUGAAAUGGUUUGGGCCUGCACAACAACGACUCAGUGUUCUUGCCUUUACACUUAUACAGGUUCUUAUCUGUGUGCUUUGGCUAACAAUAUCUCCCCCAUUUCCCCACAAAAAUAUGAAAUAUUAUCAAGAAAAAAUCAUUCUUGAAUGUCAUCUAGGUUCUACUAUAGGUUUCUCUGCUGUUCUGGGUUAUAUUGGCCUACUGGCUGUUUUGUGCUUCAUUUUGGCUUUUCUGGCUCGCACACUGCCUGAUAACUUCAAUGAAGCCAAAUUCAUCACAUUCAGUAUGCUCAUAUUUUGUGCUGUAUGGAUUACAUUUAUACCAGCUUAUGUCAGUUCCCCUGGAAAAUUUACUGUAGCUGUGGAAAUAUUUGCCAUUGUAGCCUCCAGCUUUGGUUUAUUAUUAUGCAUUUUUGCACCUAAAUGUCACAUCAUCCUGUUUAAGCCAGAACAAAAUACAAAACAACAUCUGAUGGGGAAAGCACCAACUAAAUCCAAUUAA
Sinocyclocheilus rhinocerous is the source of this 2493-nucleotide messenger RNA. RefSeq names its product extracellular calcium-sensing receptor-like. Gene Ontology annotation, biological process: G protein-coupled receptor signaling pathway. The coding region runs from base 1 to 2493 and encodes 830 amino acids. Gene Ontology annotation, cellular component: plasma membrane. The record is from RefSeq and is a predicted model, not a curated record. Gene Ontology annotation, molecular function: G protein-coupled receptor activity. NCBI's taxonomy places the organism in Eukaryota, Metazoa, Chordata, Actinopteri, Cypriniformes, Cyprinidae. The transcript has 7 exons.